Branchiostoma floridae (Florida lancelet) is the source of this 4721-nucleotide messenger RNA. Its product is annotated as formin-like protein 3. Gene Ontology annotation, cellular component: cytosol. Lineage: Eukaryota; Metazoa; Chordata; Leptocardii; Amphioxiformes; Branchiostomatidae. The transcript is spliced from 26 exons. Gene Ontology annotation, molecular function: small GTPase binding; actin filament binding. Gene Ontology annotation, biological process: cortical actin cytoskeleton organization; cell migration; regulation of cell shape. The record is from RefSeq and is a predicted model, not a curated record. Bases 328 to 3513 code for a protein of 1061 amino acids.
AUACCGCGGCAGGGAGAGACCUUUGCACUAGGCUUGCCUCUGACAUCACCCAGUGAGUCACGUACCCUAUGUUACAGUCUCGAGACCCUGGGCUGAUACCUGAGAGGAAAGCUUCCAGUGACUUCCUAGUUGUAGUCCUAAACUUGUGCUCUGUUUUUGGAUAUCAGCCUCGUAGUGUUGAGUCUGAGAGCGGCAGCUGUUAAGGAAGGCACCAAGCUGGCGUGGUUAAAGCACCGGAGGGGGCUCCAUGCCCAGAGUAUCGGCUCCCUGCAGGACCUCGGGCUGGGGUCCAGUCUCCCCGGGUCCCGCCCAGGGUCCGUGCACCUGAUGGGCUUCAAGCCCGAGGACCUGCCCAGCGCCUACACCAGCUACUUAGACGACGGGGACUCAGACGAAAUCAGCGUAGAUCUGAACUCCAUCUCUGACGGCAGCCUACCAGACAGAGAUGUGGUGGACGAGAAGUUUAAAAGAGUGCUGGACAGAAUGGGUCCGCUGUCCCCCGAAAAACAGGAGGAACUGCAGCACAUGUCACAGGAGGACAAGUGGCGAAUGGUCAUGGAGAAGCGCCCGAAACAGCGCCCGGAGUUUUAUGUGGAAGAACUGCAGAAGAACAUGAACCCAGCCUUGCGGAAGUCCAAGCCGCCCAAACGCCUGCUGAAGUCACUAGUCCCCACCUCGCGACUCUUACCAGACUUGCAGUAUGACAUAGAAAUGUCACAAGGAAACUUCGUGAAGGACUUCGUAAGUAGUCCUCACCAUGGCAUACGGCGUCUCAUCGCCUUUCUGAAGGACAACUCACUGAAGCACAGCGGUACACUCAGCAUUGCCGUCAUUAACAGCAAGGACACGGGGGAUUCACGCAUUAGGAAACAGAUGGAAGACGAACACAACUGCCUGCUUUGCCUCAAGGCGCUGGCAGAAACAGAGCACCUGUCGGAGCUAGUAGACGAGCCGAACAACCUGGAGACCAUAGCGCUGAGUCUCAUCAGUAGUCACCACGAGACAAGGACGGUCGCACUGCAGAUCAUGACGAAGUGUACGGGGCACCACAACGGUCCAGGGGCGGUACUGAGGAGUCUGUUUUACCUGAAGCUACAGGUCGGGGAGACACACAGGUUUAAACAACUGGUGAACAUGUUACAAGCAGAGUCCUGUCGCAGUUCAUUCAAGCUUGCCUGCUUGAAAUUUUUCAACUCCCUAUUGAUGUCUGUGGACGACAUGAACGCACGCGUGUACCUGCAGUUUGAGUUACACCUGUCACGGUUCGACCCCAAUUCUAUAGAGAAGUCUAUCGAUGACGCGGACCCACUCAGCGACGCCAUCAGGCGAGAGCUGGUGAACUGGCAGAAUCGGUACAUCCACGUGCAGAACGUGGUGGACGAGGCGCUCACUCUCAGGCAGAGAGGAACCAUUCUCAGAGAAGAGAUCAAUCUCCUUAACGGAAAAAUCCACAACGCAGAAGAAGAUAAGAAAGCACUGGAAAACAAACAGAAGGAGGCUCUACAGAAAUGUCAGGAGUUUCAACAGAAGACUUUGGAUCUACAGGAAUCUCUAGACAGGCUCAUGGAGCAACAGAUCCCGAUUCUGCACGGUUCCCCUGCCAUCCCCACCACCGUGGAGCCCCAUGAGGAGGAGGCGACUGUGCCGGAGACUGGGAAAACCGUAGAGCAGCAGGCACCACCGAAUCCUCCAGAGUUCGCUAUUCCGAGGCCUGCAGUCAACAUUCCACGCCCGCCUCCGCUACCCGACGGCUUCUCCACCACACGAUCCAAUUAUUUCGGAGAGCGGAGAUCGAAAAGCAUGUCGUCAUUGUUAGAAAUGGCAAACGACGAGAAGGAAAACCCUAAGGUUAAUCUCCCAGCUUUGAACUGGAGCACACUGGACUCGGUCGGGAGCUCAAUAUUCAAGACAAUGAGUCCUGAUUCCGUUCUGGAUGAAGCGGACAUAGCCGAACUGGAAGCGGCCUUUCAACUCAAACCCGAGGGGAGCCCAGCCCCACCCCCGGGUGGUGUCUCCAUCCCCCCGCCCCCUGGCCCCCCUCCCCCGGGCAUCGCGUUACCGUCAGGGCGGAAUAGAGCGUCUUCCAAACUGAUGUUAGUGGACCAGAACAGAGCCAAGAAUGUUGAGAUCACCCUGAGACGCGUGGGCCGGCCCACCCCUGACAUCAUCCGGGCCAUCAGAGCGUGCGACACGUCCGUGCUGCCGGGGGAAAACGCCGAGCUGCUGCUCAAGUACCUCCCCAGGAAAGAUGAGAUCACGCUUCUUAAGGAACACGCGGAAAAGCACAAUCGCUUCGGUGCGGCGGAAAAGUACUUCUAUGAGUUAACAAAAAUUGAAGGGUACGACUUGCACCUACGCCAGAUGGCCUUCCAGGAACAGAUGAGUGAACUUCUGCAGACCGCAAAAGCACAUAUCCAGAUAGUCUCUGAUGCAUCCCUCUGUGUUCUCAGCAGCUGGAGGCUCCGUAAACUAUUUGAGGUUAUUCUGGCUCUUGGCAACCAGAUGAAUGGGCACAGACGAAACCCUGCCAGCGGGUUCAGGCUCGAGUCUUUGGAGAAGCUGAAAGAAGUCAGAACACCAGACAAGUCCAGGACACUGCUGGACUUUCUUGUGGACAUCGUGGAGAAGAAAUUCCCCGAUGCGCAUCUCUUCUAUGAGGACAUGCAGAUUGAACUGGCAAAAGAAGUAUCCUUCCAGGCGGUCGCGCUGGACGUACAGACCCUGAGGAGAGGCAUGGAGGCAGCCAAGCAGAUCCGCGAGAGCGAGCCGGACAACACCGCUGUAGCCGCCUUCUACAAAGACAAUGUCCAAAGCGUGUGGACUGCCAUGGACAGCUUCAGGCAAAUGGAGGACGCGUACAGGGACGUGUGCGCCAUGUUCGGGGAGAACUACAAGAUGACCGACCCAGACAAGCUAUUCGGCAUGUUGGACGAUUUCAGCAAAUGUUACAAGAAAACGGCGGCUGAAAAAGUUUCCAGUUCACGGUUCCUCAAGGGUAUCGUCAUCCCUCUGGCCACCAUCGGGAACCAAGUUGCGGCCGAAGCCAGAAAACGGGGAAUCGACCAGCCGAAGUCGGAAACGAGUGGCGAAGGUUCUGAUGCGAAGAAUGCAACUCCCCGGGGUAGUGUAGGAACGGAAGAACCGGACAUUCUGGCCAGCGUGUUGGAGCUCGAGCUCCACGCGCAAACCGAUAAUGAUGUCACCAAAGCAACAACAGAUGAUAAUUUGAGACCAGCGGACAGAGACUCAAAUACAGGGACACAAUCUGGAGACGGGUCGAGUUGUGAUAGUCCCUCCGCACUGACCACUGUACUCGACCUAGCGACCAGCACGACAGAUAAGCACACCAGUGCCCCAUCCAUAAAGAAUGGCCCUAAGGAAAACGGUCCACAUAUCAACGAAGGCAAGCCGCCGAUCACGAAUCCUCCCUCGAAGUUUGUUGUGACCGGCGGGUCGCCAAAAAGUAAAGAACCCGUCAUGAGUAGUCGCACUUCCAACGAGUUCAUGUUCUAAUCCAGGAAAAUAAUCUUCGUGACUUCAACAUGAUUGUUAGCAUGCAAGUCACAAGCUCACAAUGAGUUCCCUUUGUUUAAUAGUUGUUAUUAAUACGAAAAUAGCUGCAUAUAUUUGCCAAGCUUUAUCGUCAGGUUACAACACAGGCUAAGAUCCGAGCAGACUAAAAGCAAUCAUAGAAGUCUCAGCCCAUUCCAGUCAGCUUCUUCGGAAGUCUUGCAAUGAAGCUGCAGUAUUCAAGAUUUUCCUUGUUGUCAUAUUCAUUGGGAAUGGAGAGCCACUCAACGAAUAAUAUUAUUGCUCUAGCAGGAUCUAGAGCCAAGGUGAUUGAGAUAAAACCUUACUGAUAGUGUCAUCACACUCAAAGCAAGCAAAGAUGUUCUAUAUGUCAUGUCUUUCCUUACUAUUCUUGGGGCAAAUGUAUAUUGUAUUGAUAUCUUUUGUAAGAAAGUUCCCUUUCACAAAAUAUGGGACAGAGCAUUUUAUGCGAAGUUGUUGGGAUGUGCAUUGAUUCAAGUCAAUUUGAAAUGAAGGAAUACUUUUGUUCUCUGUUUAUAUGUAAGCAAAAUCUGUAUAACAAAACAUUUGAGUUGUUAAUGUAUGUACAUACAAUCAUACAGGAAACGUGUUUCAGGAGAAUUAUGCAGUUGUUUUAUGAUAUUGGAAAACAUAAUAAUUAGGGACAUGUAAAACUUGUUACAAGGAGAACUCAUUUCACAUGGGAUGUGUAAGAAAUGUGAAAAUUCUGCUAUUGUCACAUGGUCACAAACGAUGGUAAAUACCAUGUGUAUCUUGUGCCUUAACUCACAAUUUUAUUCUAUUAAUAUGUUGAUGAUAAGCUACAUGUGAAACAGCACAACUGAAGUUAAUGUCUGCAACUUUUCAAAAAGGACAGCAAUAAAGGCUAAAGACUUUUUUUGCAGGCAGUGAUAAAUAUACUUUUUCUACAUACAUAACAGUAACAUUUGCCAAUAGAUAAAUAAAUAACUACAGAAUUCCAGGUCAGCUUUCACAUGAUCAUAUUUAUACAUUUCAAAAAGAACAGUUGGUACAGCACAUAACACACCUCCUAAGUCAGAAACAUUUUUAAAAUGUAUCAUACAAGGGAACGAUUUUGCAAAUCAGGCCAACUGCUUGGAUAUAACGUUCUGCUCUAUGUCAAACAUAUUUGUACAAUUCAAAACUGAAUAAAGAGUGUCUGUACCUUC